Molecule: messenger RNA, 855 nt
Organism: Ostertagia ostertagi
Lineage: Eukaryota; Metazoa; Nematoda; Chromadorea; Rhabditida; Trichostrongylidae
Source: the annotation of a GenBank genome assembly
AUGGUGCACGAGGACUACUCCCAAAUAGUAUACAUGGACAGCGAGACAUCCCCGCUCGAGGAUCAGCUAGCUAAAAUAAUCGUCGCUGUCGAAGCCGAAAGCGUAAAAAUAAAGAAGCGACGAAAAGAAAGGCAGGCACGCGAAGCAGAGUUUGAAAGAGAAUGGGAUGCCGACGAAGAGGAGGCUGAGGACAGAAAUGUUGAUGCCUUUAAAGAAUUGUUAGAUGAGGCUUCUUACUUUGAAACCGCCACCAGCAUCCGCAAUUAUGUAAACGCUGUCAUUGCCCAGUCAAAUGGCUCUCACGAGAAGCCGCAUGGACUGAUGAACGAAGGUGUGAUUUCUACGCAGCUCGGUUUGCCUGGUAAACCCGCCAUGGCCGAAGAACUCGUUGUAGCCCGCGACAUCAAACUUGCCCGCUAUGCAGAUUCCCGUCUCCAUUUUACAGGUGUAGCAUCUAAAAAGUCACUCGAAUAUAUCCGGCGUGGCAAAGAAAGCGGUGCAUCAGUCAGUUGUUCCGUUACACCUUAUCACCUUUUCUUUUGCGAUAAAGACCUGAGGGACUACGAUACCAACCUUAAAGUAAAUCCACCGCUCCGCACCGCGCAGGAUCGUGACGCAUUAAGAAACGCUAUCGAAGAUGGAACAGUCGACUGUAUCGCCUCCCAUCACCUGCCCCAUGAAUACGACAGCAAAGUACUCGAGUUUGAAUACUCCAAAUACGGAAUGAUCAGCCUGGAAACAGUCUAUGCCGUACUAAACACCGCUAUGCCACAUAUCAGCCAGGAGAAAUGGGUCGAGCUUCUUUCCAUCAACCCACGCCGGCUUUUUGGCUUGGAGCAGCCAACGAUCCAGACA